AUGUCGAUGGGGCUGGAGAUCGGCGGCGUGGCCUUGUCCGUGCUGGGUUGGCUGUGCAGCAUCAUCUGCUGCGCGUUGCCCAUGUGGAAGGUGUCGGCCUUCAUCGGUAACAACAUCGUGACGGCCCAGAUCCUCUGGGAAGGGCUGUGGAUGAACUGCGUGGUGCAGAGCACGGGGCAGAUGCAGUGCAAGGUCUAUGACUCCAUGCUGGCGCUCCCUCAGGACCUGCAAGCCGCCCGUGCCCUGCUGGUGGUGGCCAUCAUCUUGGCCGUCCUGGGCUUAAUGGUGGCCAUCGUGGGCGCCCAGUGCACCCGCUGCGUGGAGGAUGAGAGCACCAAAGCCAAGAUCACCAUCGUCUCCGGCGUCAUCUUCCUCCUCUCUGGUGUCAUGACCCUCAUCCCUGUCUGCUGGUCGGCCAACACCAUCAUCCGGGAUUUCUACAACCCGCUGGUGAUCGAAGCGCAGAAGCGAGAGCUGGGCACCUCGCUCUACGUGGGCUGGGCAGCCUCCGCACUCCUGCUGCUGGGGGGGGGCCUGCUCUGCUGCUCCUGCCCCCCCAAAGACGACAGGUACCCCACGGGCAAGGUGGCCUACUCUGCCCCACGCUCCGCCGUCACCAGCUACGACAAGAGGAACUAUGUCUGA
Molecule: messenger RNA, 645 nt
Organism: Pyrgilauda ruficollis (rufous-necked snowfinch)
Lineage: Eukaryota; Metazoa; Chordata; Aves; Passeriformes; Passeridae
Gene: CLDN3
Product: claudin 3
Exons: 1
Coding region: 1-645 (214 amino acids)
Biological process (GO): bicellular tight junction assembly; cell adhesion
Cellular component (GO): bicellular tight junction; plasma membrane
Molecular function (GO): structural molecule activity
Source: RefSeq, a predicted model, not a curated record